AUGCUGCGUCCGCUGCUGCUCGCCGCGCUCUGCCUGGCCGCGCGCGCCUGCCAGCUGCCCUCCGAGUGGCGGCCGCUGAGCGAGGGCUGCCGCGCCGAGCUGGCCGAGACCAUCGUGUACGCCAAGGUGCUGGCGCUGCACCCCGAGGCGCCCGGCCUCUACAACCACCUGCCCUGGCAGCCCCACGCCGGCCAGGGGGGGCUCUUCUACGCGGCCGAGGUGGAGAUGCUGUGCGACCAGGCGUGGGGCAGCAUGCUGGAAGUGCCCGCCGGCUCCAGGCUCAACCUCACUGGCCUGGGCUACUUCUCGUGCCACUCCCACACCGUGGUGCCCGACUACUCCUAUUUCUUCUUCCUCAGGAUGGAUGAAAAUUAUAACCUCUUGCCUCACGGUGUCAAUUUCCAAGAUGCCAUCUUUGCAGACACUCAAGAAAACAGAAGAAUGUUUUCCAGCCUCUUCCAGUUUUCGAACUGUUCUCAAGGGCAGCAACUAGUGACUUUCUCCAGUGAUUGGGAGAUCCAGGAAGACAAUAGGCUCAUGUGCUCCUCGGUGCAGAGGGCCCUGUUCGAGGAGGAGGACCACGUGAAGAAACUGCAGCAGAAAGUGGCGGCCCUGGAGAAGCGGAACCGGCAGCUCCGCGAGCGGGUGAAGAAGGUCAAGCGGUCCCUGCGGCAGGCGCGCAAGAACGGCCGCCACCUGGAGCUGGCGAACCGCAAGCUCAGCGAGAAGCUGGCGAGCGGCGCGCGGCCGCACCUCAACGCCCCGGGCCCCCAGCCCGCGCGCGCCCCCUACUUGCGCGGGUAGCAGGCGCGGGGCCUGCGGGGGGCUCGGUGCGUGCACCGGCCCCAAACCGUGCACGAGACACUCUCAUCGUGCAUUUGGUAGAGUCUAAGUGGAUGCAACGGCCAGCCUUGCUUUCUCCUUGGGUGCUCACCCGGCUGGCUCGGCGGCAUCCGACCCCACGCGCUGCCCUCCCAGCCUGGCCCCAGACACUGUGCGGCGGGGGACAGGGGGGAGGUUCCAGAGCACCUGCGGUCCAGCCUCGGCUCUGGGAGCAGCCUGGAAACUUCCCUGAUUGGGAAGGGGACAUUUUAGAAUCUCUAGGUGCAAAAACAUCAAGGGGCCCAGCCUUUAUUUCAGAAGCGAGCCAGUGCAGUUCUCAGCUUCCGGGUCCUAGAACCUUCUGGUGCCUUUUUAUCCACAUCUUUGGAAGGAGGAUGCCUGCAGACACGUGCAGGGCGUCCCCAGCCAGCCAGCAUUUCCUUCCUAACAGGUUAUGACCUAACAAGCUCAUCACAGGUGAGGGAAUUCAGUCGGGAGCAGGGCAGCAGGUAAUUAAACAGGAUGAAUUACACCUCAUUUCCAACACCAGCUACCCAGAGUUAACGCUGUCACCCAUGGGCCUCUUUAACAUGGAGGGCCACUGCCUUCAUGGGCACGCCAUGUUUCAUCUGGGUGUCGCUAAACUGGGAGAACCUGAGCAAUAUCUCAGCCACUGCUAAAUUCUAACUUCUUGUUUGCUCGGUGAUUGCUUCUAACGUCUGAAUUCGAGGUGAGCUGCCCCAGUACUCCUCGAACAGCUUCUGCAAAGACACCUCCCUACCUGCUGGGAUCAGGUGACUUGACCUCCUUCCCAUCCAGGCUCCCACAGGGCUUGUUCCAGGCAUUCCAAUCUCUGUUGCUUUAUGCAAACAUCCCUUCCUAACACACACACACACACACACACACACACACACACACACACACGAGGCCUGUCUAUACCCCAAUGGGAAUAUUUGCACAUCAGUGCACUUGUUACAUCGGUUCCUACAUGAUCAAAGCACUCCGCACUCUUUGGAAAGAAACCCUGUAAGAUGGUAUAAGUCAAGGGUGAGUAUUCACUGUACUUAUCACUGGGGCACGUGUGACUGAGUCCCAGUGGUGACAUUAAGAAGUCAGCUGAGUGGUCUCUUAGUUAUCUUCUGACAGUGGCCCCCCAGGCCAGCAAGUGCCUUCCCUGCUGUUCCGUGGCUGCUGGCCCCUCGUUGGGGUACACCCCCCAGCCCCCCAGACACCGCAAGGCCUGGUUGCUGUCUUCUCCAUUGCAAGCGGCUGGUACGGUCAGAUCUCCACUCUUCCUCCUUUAGGGAAGCCAGGUGUGGCAGCCAGUCUGGGGAUGAAUCUUCUGUCGCUGUGUCCCGGUGGCAGUCUGCUGCCCGAGGGGAAGACAUCUAUGCUCUGGCCUGGACAACAUGGGGACUUUUGCCCACGGGCACUCACACCGCCCAGCUUCUGCCACCACUUUGCUAGCUGUUCUUCAUAGUAUGGCACAGUAGAAGGUGCAUCUUCUAGUUUUUGCUUCCUGGGGACAUUUCAUUAAAGCAGUGUUGCUCCCACCCAAGGGAAUGGAGAGCCUUAGGCUGGCUGAUUUACAGCCAGUGCUUGGACAGAUGCAUUUGUUCUGCUUUUCUAAUAAAUACGAGCAGCGAUUUCAACCACGACAAUGAGGCAAUGAGUGUUUCUUUUGGGUCAGGGAGAUUUCAGGAUUUCCAGCUUUGGCCUGGAAAAGGGAUUUAGAUCUUUUGGGGGAACACCUGUGAGUGGCUGGGGCAUGCGGGAGACUUGAGGUCAAGCUGCUCUGCUUGGAUGUGGCCUGACCCUGCCUCUGCCCGGGUUUCCAGCUCUCAACACACCUGCAGCAAAGCAGGGUUCUGCCUUGCUCCUGGCAAGGGACAAGCAGUGCUGUUAAUCAGCGUCCUCAGAGCUCACGGAGAUCUGUUGCCAAGGGGAACCCUCCGGGCCCCUGUUAUCAUCUAAUGCAUUGUAAUCGCACAGCCCUUGCCACCUGUUAAUUGCACUAGUAGGAAUUUUUUCAUGACACACAGUCGCCAGCCUGUCUGAGCACUUUCUCUGAGAUGCAGGCCAGUGUUCAGUUUCCCUUCGUGGUACAAGGAGGCCAAGUGACUUCCAAAGUCACAUAGUAAACAAGACCUUGUUCGAAUCUAGAAUCUUUAAACUAUAGUCCCCAGAAGUCAGCAGGCUGUGGACCACAACUUGCAUGGGGAUGAACUUUUUACACUGUCUGAAUAUGACACCUUUGGUGAGCUCCAGUUCAGCCCACCACCUCUAUUGCUACUGUUUCUGUUUUUUUUUUAAAUUAUUAUUAUUAUUUUUUACACCAGUCUGCAUCGCACCUUUUUGAUACCUGCUUGGCAGAGGGAGUUAACAGGGAUCCUCACCUCUGUGCUAUAAGGCCACGUCUUUCUUUGGGAAGAGAGAAUACAAACUCUUGUCACAAUGACUUUGAAUCAAAUUGUCAGCUCAGCAGCCAAUUCAUAGUCUAGGAUGGCUUAAAAAAAAAUCAAACACCCAGCGUGUAUUAGGCUCUUUCACACAUACUAUCUCACUGAAUAUUCCUAAUAAUUUCAUGAAAUAGAGAC
Lemur catta (Ring-tailed lemur) is the source of this 3419-nucleotide messenger RNA. It is a transcript of the gene CCDC3, whose product is annotated as coiled-coil domain containing 3. The transcript is spliced from 3 exons. Gene Ontology annotation, cellular component: extracellular region. Bases 1 to 804 code for a protein of 267 amino acids. NCBI's taxonomy places the organism in Eukaryota, Metazoa, Chordata, Mammalia, Primates, Lemuridae. The record is from RefSeq and is a predicted model, not a curated record. Gene Ontology annotation, biological process: negative regulation of gene expression.